Molecule: messenger RNA, 357 nt
Organism: Prorocentrum cordatum
Lineage: Eukaryota; Dinophyceae; Prorocentrales; Prorocentraceae
Source: the annotation of a GenBank genome assembly
GGCACCCUGCGCAGCCACCACAAUUUUCUGCAGCGGGCGGCCUUCACCACCUCCACCAAGUACCUGCCGGACCGCAAGGAGAUCCUGAGGAGGCUCUUCUUCGAGGACGACCGCACGCAGGGCAGCGAGGUGGAGGCACUGGAGAACCUCGAGGCCUUCGUCGCGCUGGCGCGGCCCGUGGUGCGCUUCUGCCUGCAGAUGGACGGCGAGGCGCCCGAGCCGGAGCACGGCGACCGCGAGGCGGUGGAGGCGGACGACGUGGACAUCGCCUUCGGGCCGCUCGACGCUGGCGAGUCGGAGGAGGACCAGAUUCCUCCAGAGGAGGUCAUCCAGGGAAGCCUGGCCCUGCGGCGGUGA